CUCAUUAUCCAGGCAGAGAAUCAUCAGCAAAGGAUGGGAGCCUUUUUGGUUUUACUGGGCCUGCUGUCGCUCUGUACCCUUUCCUCUGGUCAAGAAUGUAAUCAAGAGAUUCUGGAGAAUGUGGAUUUCCCUGGCACUGAUAUAACAUUUCUCUACUCUCCUGAUGUGGAACACUGCCAGCAGCUGUGCACGCAGCACCCCUCGUGCCUCUUCUUCACCUUUGUUCGAGCUGACUGGACCACAGAUAACAGAAACUUCUACUGUUACCUGAAAUCCACCCCUUCUGGGCAGCCCGCUUCUCGGUCUCCGCUGCUUGGCGUCACCUCUGGCUUUUCUCUGAAACAGUGCAAUCCUGACCCACAACCAUGUCUGUCUGAAAUGUACGACAAUGUGGACUUCAAAGGGGCAGACUACAGAACUUUGUUCACAAGCAGCUAUGAGGACUGUCAGAGGGUCUGCACCGAGGACCCUGACUGUCGCUUCUUCACUUUUGUCAAAAACGAUUUCACGGUGAAGAAUAUUAGGUAUAAAUGUCACCUUAAAUUCAGCUGGAAUAUACCAAGGACUCCUAUUGUAGAGAGCAAGACUGGCGUUACAUCUGGAUUUUCCAAAAAUGCAAAACUAACUCCACAUUUUGAUACAGCAUGUGAGAGCACGUUUUUUCCAAACACUGACCUCCCUGGGAGCGACCUGCAGGUGCUGAAGGCCGUAUCUGCCGAACACUGUCAGAUCCUGUGCUCUGCUCAUCCACAGUGCACCUACUUCUCUUUCACCAACUUCGACUGUUUUUUGAAGAACAAUCCAAACACGAUGGAGGCCAGAGCAAAGGACGGAAUCAAGUCAGGGUUGGCAGCACACUCCUGUCACCUGGAUGACAGUUUGGUCAAGAUAGCAUAUGAAGAAAUAGAUUUCAGAGGUUCUGACAUUCGUUUCGAGCUGAUGGAUGAUGCAGACAUGUGUCAGAGCAAGUGCACAGAAGAUCCUGUGUGCCAGUUUUAUACUUAUGUUGAUAAACAGUUCUCUGACCGAGCUUUUUGGCGUCGUUGCUAUCUGAAGCGUGUUAUCACCAUGCCUGCUCCUCCCAAAGUUGAAAAACUGGUUGGUGUCCUGUCAGGCUUCUCCCAGAGAAACUGUGAAACAGCAGCGCGGUGAACUCCAGAUAAAAGGCAGAAGAAAAGGAAAUGGCAUUUUGGUUUACUUGUAAGUGAGAGAAAUAAUGUACCUCACUGCAAGCUCACUUUUGCUGCAAUUCUUCUUCGAUUUGUGUCCUUGUGUUUUUUACAUGCAUGUGCAAAUAAGAGCAAUAAAAUCGGAGUAUUAAAA
This is a messenger RNA of Cololabis saira (Pacific saury), 1323 nucleotides long. Its product is annotated as coagulation factor XI-like. The record is from RefSeq and is a predicted model, not a curated record. Gene Ontology annotation, molecular function: protein binding. Lineage: Eukaryota; Metazoa; Chordata; Actinopteri; Beloniformes; Belonidae. Gene Ontology annotation, biological process: proteolysis. The transcript is spliced from 9 exons. The coding region runs from base 34 to 1152 and encodes 372 amino acids. Gene Ontology annotation, cellular component: extracellular region.